Pelodiscus sinensis (Chinese soft-shelled turtle) is the source of this 1999-nucleotide messenger RNA. RefSeq names its product NUBP iron-sulfur cluster assembly factor 2, cytosolic (gene NUBP2). Gene Ontology annotation, biological process: iron-sulfur cluster assembly. Gene Ontology annotation, cellular component: cytosol. The record is from RefSeq and is a predicted model, not a curated record. Gene Ontology annotation, molecular function: 4 iron, 4 sulfur cluster binding; ATP-dependent FeS chaperone activity; ATP binding. NCBI's taxonomy places the organism in Eukaryota, Metazoa, Chordata, Testudines, Trionychidae.
UGCUACGCUCACACACAGGUCGCGCAGGCGCAGUGGGAGCCCAUGCUUGAGGCAGCAUGGCGGCUGGUGAGGCGGCGGAGAGAAGUAACCUGGCUGGGGUUCAGCACAUCCUUCUGGUGCUCUCAGGAAAAGGAGGUGUGGGAAAAAGCACCAUCUCUACUGAGUUGGCUUUAGCUUUACAGCAUGCUGGGAAAAAGGUGGGGAUCCUCGAUGUUGACCUAUGUGGCCCCAGCAUCCCUCGAAUGCUCAAAGUCCAGGGCAAGGGUGUGCAUCAGUGUGACAGUGGCUGGGUGCCUGUCUUUGUAGACCAGGACAAAAGCAUUUCCCUCAUGUCGAUUGGGUUCUUGCUGGAGAAGCCAGAUGAUGCUGUGGUGUGGAGAGGACCCAAGAAAAAUGCUUUGAUAAAGCAAUUUAUCUCUGAUGUAACCUGGGGAGAACUCGAUUUCCUCAUUGUGGAUACACCUCCGGGGACCUCAGAUGAGCACAUUUCUACAGUGGAAUCCCUUCGCCAGUACAUGCCCCUUGGGGCAGUCUUGGUCACAACACCACAGGCAGUGUCUAUAGGGGAUGUCAGGCGAGAGUUGACGUUCUGCAAGAAGACAGGCUUACGAGUGAUCGGGAUUGUAGAAAACAUGAGUGGUUUCGUCUGCCCACACUGCUUGGAGUGCACAAAUAUCUUUUCCAAAGGGGGUGGUGAAGAGCUGGCCAGGCAUGCCAGAGUCCCAUUCCUAGGCUGUGUUCCUCUUGAUCCCCAGCUCGCCCAGUGCUUGGAGGAGGGCAGAGAUUUCAUCCGGGAGUUUCCUAAGAGCUCUGCUUUCCCUGCCCUUGCUCACAUCGCCCAGCAGAUCUUGGACAGGACAUCCUCUCAGAGCUCCUGAGCUGUUUCUAAGGCAGGACUCUUUCUGGCCACCUCUUUGCUGCGCUGUGAGCCAUGGACCAGGCUAUUUUCAGGAUGGGGAGAGGAGGUCCUGGGAAAGGGAAGUGACAGUCUCACUAUUAAAGCACUGAGGAAACCUUGUGAGAGUUUACUAUUGCUCAAAGGGGGAGUGUACAUUUGCAACACUCUUUGCCUUUUGAGCAGAUGGGCAUGAUGAUCAUCCUGGACUAGGAAGUUGGGGGGGGGGGGGGAAUAGGUGGUGCAGCUUUUACUAGCCACACAGAAAUUUUCAUCUGUCCGUGAACUCUUGCUAAAUUUGUGUAUUGUGAAGAUGGCCACCCCAUCCACCAUGAUGUUCCUACUUGUUUUUGCAGUGUAUCAAUCACUGCAGUAUUCUUGGCAAUGUAAAUUGUAGGUAGCUGUUGGCCUCUGUGGCUGAUGAUGAUUCAGGACAGAAAACCCUUCCCUUAUUGAAACGAAUAGCACCAGCAAUCUCCUCCUCCUCACCCCCCCCCCAAAAAAAACUCCUGAUGCUGCUACCUUCCUUCAUUUACUUUCCUAGCAGUACUUGCAGUUCACAGUGACCUUGAAUAGGCUUCAUGCCAGACCCUCUGAUCCUGGGUCCUCCUUAUAUCGUCGUACUCUGAAGCUUUAAGUAGAUGGUACAGAAUAUGCCUAUGAAAAGCGUCAAAUCCAUGCAGCAACUCUGAAGUCUGAUUACUAAAUCUGUCUUAUCAUGCCUACCUAAGGAACACACCAUAUUUUGCCUCCCCGAAGCCACGUUUAUACUCAUGUAGAAAUUUGAAUUAAGACAAACAACUCCAGCUAUGUUAAUUGUUUAGCUGGAGUCAACAUGCCUUAAUUUGAACUUUGUCGCCAUCUCCACAGCAGGAGCUUGACAUGAUCUCCCAUUAACUUUCCUUACUCCUCGCAAUUUGAGGAGUACCCCAACAUGGAUAGUACUCGACUUAGUGGGUCUUUACUAGAUCUGCUAAAUCGAAUGCUGGAAGAUCAAUCUCUGGAGCGUCAAUCUCUGCGUAAGUAUAGACGUGACCUGAGAGGUGUCAGGGCUCAGGAAUCUUUGUAACAGCUCUGGACAUUAAAUAAUGUUUUCUUACCAUC